Messenger RNA from Penicillium salamii, 1047 nucleotides. NCBI's taxonomy places the organism in Eukaryota, Fungi, Ascomycota, Eurotiomycetes, Eurotiales, Aspergillaceae. The record is from the annotation of a GenBank genome assembly.
AUGCCGCUUGUCGCACUGAACCCACAGCCGAGAGUGAUUCUUGGGGCGAUGACCUUUGGCCCCAAUGAGUCCAAAGGUGCCCGGAUCACUUCACUCGAUGAAUACAACAAAUGCCUUGAUUACUUCCAACAACAGGGAUUCAAUGAGCUUGACACUGCCCGAAUUUAUGUUGGUGGACAGCAGGAAGCAUUCACCGCACAGGCAAACUGGAAGUCGCGUGGCCUUACGAUUGCCACAAAAUGGUACCCUCAACAAGCCGGUGACCACAAACCGGAUGUUCUUCGCAAGAAUCUGGAGCAAUCGCUGAAAGAACUCCAAACUGACAUGGUCGAUAUCUUCUAUCUUCAUGCGGCAGACCGGGCGACCCCAUUUGCUGAAACCCUAGAAGCCGUCAACCAAUUGCACAAGGAAGGCAAAUUUGUACAGCUUGGUCUCAGCAACUUUACCUCCUUUGAGGUAGCGGAGAUUUGUAUUCUCUGUGCUGAAAGAGGAUGGGUUCGUCCCACUAUCUUCCAAGCUAUGUAUAACGCUAUAACACGCAAUAUUGAGACCGAACUUAUUCCCGCCUGUCAACGGUACGGUCUUGACAUUGUCAUCUACAACCCCCUUGCUGGUGGUCUCUUCUCUGGCAAAUAUAAGCUGGAAGAUCUUCCCACAGAAGGCAGAUACAGUGACGCCGCCUCCACCGGUCCCAACUACCGGAAGCGUUAUUUCAGGGAUGCAACCUUCGAAGCUCUGAGCAUCAUCGAGCCAGUCACCCAGAAACAUGGUCUGACUCUAGUGGAGACAGCCUUGCGCUGGGUCCACCACCAUUCAGCCCUGCGAAUGGACAAUGGUGGUCGUGAUGGAGUACUGGUCGGAGUUAGCAGCUUCGGUCAGCUUGAGACCAACCUUGCUGAUCUUCAAAAGGGACCUCUCCCCGAGGAGGUUGUGAAGGCGCUUGAUCAAGCUUGGCUGGUUGCUAAGUCUAACUCUCCCAACUAUUGGCACUUGGAUCUGAAGUAUACUUAUGACACCCAGAAGGCUGUAUUUGGACCAAAGGAGUAA